UCAAGAGAGAAAACGCUUUAUCCUCUGUCAUUCAGCAACUUUGUCUUCUGGAUCCUAUCCAUUAUGGCUCGAAAAAUCCCUCUGAUCGUCAACGAUUUCAAGCUCACGACAUGGCUGAUCGUCGGAGCUUUUCUCCAAUCGUUGACCAUGCUGGUCAUGCCCAGUAGUUACGCGGUCAUGGUUCCCUCCCUCCUACUUGGGGCUCGUCUGAUCGCAACCUACUUGGAAGCCAAGGGUUACCUCCCAUCUUCUAGCGUGAUCUAUCGGGGCAGAUGGACCGCGCACACUCUCGAUAACCUAUCCGAACCCCCCAAACGGGAUGUUAUUGUAUUCAUUUUAGGAGCUCGGACACUCCAUCCGAUGGGCCGAUUAGCAGGUGGAUUCAAAGAAUCUCGAAACGAUUUCGCAGCGAUGUGGGAUGAUGCCGAGAGUAACAGAGAGAAGUGGGGCUUUCUCGGGAAAUCCGAACCACUCAUCUCAGACACCCAUGGGGGAAUGAGCAUAGUGUGGAUCACUUAUUGGCGAGAUAUCCAAGGUCUUCGAAACUUUGCUGCCGGAGACGCCCACCGCAAGGGCUGGAGUGCUUAUGUGGCAAACAAAUUCCCGAAUCUGGGAAUUAUGCAUGAGACAUACUGCGCUCCUGAAGGAAGCUGGGAGAACAUUUACUACAGUUGGCCACCGUUCGGAUUUGGUGAGGCAGCUCUCCAUCUUCAGAAUGCAGAUCUUAUUUUGAGAAAAGCGGAUGGAGCGCUGGACACAUCCUUGAUCAGUAGAAUGCAAAAGGCCAGCCAGAAAGACGCGGUAGGCAGUUGA
Periconia digitata is the source of this 813-nucleotide messenger RNA. The record is from the annotation of a GenBank genome assembly. NCBI's taxonomy places the organism in Eukaryota, Fungi, Ascomycota, Dothideomycetes, Pleosporales, Periconiaceae.